Pieris napi is the source of this 6419-nucleotide messenger RNA. It is a transcript of the gene toc, whose product is annotated as coiled-coil domain-containing protein 6. The transcript is spliced from 12 exons. The record is from RefSeq and is a predicted model, not a curated record. Lineage: Eukaryota; Metazoa; Arthropoda; Insecta; Lepidoptera; Pieridae. Bases 215 to 4471 code for a protein of 1418 amino acids.
CGCGCGCACGCGUACAAGGCAUAUUUUUUAUAUGGUCCGCGAACGACGACAUAACCCAGUAUUGAUCGGGCUUCUGCCGCGGAACGGUGUCUUGGAAAUGUGAUAUGGACAUUGCGCGUUUAAUCAAUGCGCUGUAAUUAUUUAAUUCAAGGCGACUGAACGGCGAUUUCAUAAUGGAGUGAUUUAAUGGCGAACUUGUAACGUGAACGGAGCGAUGUCGAAGAUACCGGUGGACAGAAAUGGAAAAACAAGAUCUUUAGAAAUUCGAAACGCAUAUCCCAAUGAAACUACAAAUAAAAGAAGCUAUUCUGCAGAUAUUAAAAACUCGUACGCAAUAGAAAGCAGAAGUAGUGAUGAAAACCAUAAAAAUGAUUUAAAAGAAAAAAUAUAUUUCAAACCAUAUACUACAUUGAUACCGAAGAUUAAUUUCAACAUGGACAAAGUUGUCGACAGAAAUCCAAGAAUUUUAGAUUUGCGUGAAAAAUUAAACGAAAUUUCUAAAAAGCAAGAAAUGAAUGUAGAUAAAAAAACUAAAAGUCUGCUUAAUGACAUUACACAACAGCUGGUUGAAGACAAAGAAGGGGAUGACUCAGGACCAUAUAGUUUAUUAUUUGAUAUUGAUAGCCCUUCUACGUCAACCAAAGAAGACCAGUCAAGCAGGGUUGAUUAUGAAGACGCGGAUUUACAUUCCCGUUACCCUAAUAAAUGUCCCAACUCAAUUAUUGCAGUUGAGCGGCUGCCUAAUGUUUUAAAUUUUGAUACCAAGCCAAUGAAUGAGUUUGAGUACUCGUGUGAAAAAGAAUUUAGCCCAAUAACUAAGAAAACUUUUAACACUCAUUCCCGAUCAGAUCUUUGUUUACAAUUAAAGUCGCAUAUACGAAAUAUCGACACGAAUUCAAGUCCGAACGAAAACUCUAUGACAAGAAAUAAUGAGGAAAACUCUUUAGAUGACAGUUUAGGCAUCCUAACACCGGAUCAAAUGGAUGAUAUUUGCUACUUAGAAAAUUCGUUUUCGCCCACCGUUGAGGGAUUGCCUAUAUUUUGUGGAAAUAAUGAAUAUAAAGUCUCUCCAGAUAAUGGCGAUACUCCGUCUACCGAUAAGACUGAAUCUAACUCAGCAGCAUCGACAAUUCAGAACGACUGCUAUGAAAAUACUAUAAAUUUAAGAAAAUCUAGUGUCGUAAAAGAAACUUUUGCCCCAAUCGCAACUAUUGAUGCUAUUGAAAUUACUUCCUGUGAUAAUGAUGUAUUAUUGACGUAUUCUAAUAAUUUAUUAAAUCAUCCUGAUGGUUGUUCUCCACAAAAUAUAUUACGAAAAGAAGAAUAUCUAACACUAGACACAGAAUCGUGUCAAGACAUCUCCGUGUCUGAAGCAUUAGAAGAAGAAUUUUUACCUUCUAUACACGGUAGUAUACUAGAACCAGCGAGUUCUAUGGCCGAUACAACUGUGAAUAUGGAGAUACCAUUAGACGUUAAAAAUGGUAUGCCUGUAAUUACAAACAGGAUAGAACAAACACCAUCACCUGAAGAUUUGCCUUUAGAUAAUUCAGACGUAAAUGGAGAAAUAAGUACCUAUUCUCAGUUUUCUUCAUCAACUCUGCAUGAUUCCCAAACAUAUUCAGAUAGCAAGAGCAACGAUUAUACAAAGUCUAUGGAAACGUCAAAGGUAUCGAAUAGUUUUAUAACAAGUAUAACAAGUAUUACGAGCCUAGACGGGUAUCAGGGUGAUGGUGAAAUGUCAAGACCCGUUAGCAGAAGUGCAGAACAUAAUUUAGGUCCUCGUGAAGAAGUCAUAGAUAUGGAUUGGCAAAACAUUGCGGUGCCUAGAAGAGUUGAUCCUAUGACAGAUUCCGACUUCUUUACAGAGAGUGAUGCUGAUGGGUUCGAUGAGCAAAUGCAAAGGGGUGAUAGACGCGCUCAAGUUAUAGAUGGUGCCUUAUACGGAGGAAAAAAUAAAAAAGCAAAUCAGCCUUUAAUAGUUAAUAGAAGUGAAGAUUCUUGUAUGGAAUCAAGCGGAGUUUAUACAGAUUUUGAAAAUCAACGCGCUUCCCCUGUUUUUUUGAAUGUUAUAAAUGAUAUGUCACCAGCCUCUACGAUAUCGUCGCGCUCGGAUUGCAGCCAAAAAAAAUUAGAAGACAUUUAUUAUACACCUUUAAACAAUCAUCUAAAUAAUACUUUAGAGGAAAGCGAUCAAAAUAUCGCAUGUUUAUUGGAUGACGACAAUAUAACACCCAAGAAUACCAGUAAAAGAAAUUCUAUAAAAAGUGACAAAAGUGAAAUUAACACAUGUGAAAAGAAUAAAGAAGAAAAGAGGAGUUUCACUUUAAAGAAGUACAAAAUGCCGAAGCGCGAUGUUCCAAGCAAGCUUAAAACGAUGUUACAAAGUCGAAAAAGCGAGGUCGAUAAUAAUGUUCAAAAUAGUCCUAAAACAGUGAAGAAAACGGAAAGACGAGAGAGCUUUUUGAAAAAGAACGUAAUUGACAGCAAAACUGAUUACAGAGUUAAGUCUUACAAAGAUAUCAAAUCAAAAGUCGAUUGUUCAUUUUCAUUACAACGUUCUCAGACUUCAUGUAGUGUAACCAGAAUCAUGAGUUCCAAAUCUCAAAACCAAAAUGCGAAACCAAAAAGUCGUCACAUGCGAAUGCGGCUGGAGCUGGGGUCGGCGCACGGCAGCGGCAAAAGCAGCCUUCACAGCUCACAGAGCGACAUCAGCGCCACCAGCUCGCCUGCACCCAAACACACCACCGCUCGCUUCCCCCUGCGAAAUGGGAAAAAGAGGGAGCCUACAACCCCGGCAAACCGGACGCCGACUGCCUCCACCCCGCAGCCGCCGCCAACUCAAGCCAAAAAGAAUGGUGUGGUACAGAAAUUGUCGUCGUCGCCAGUGGCGGUGCGUCCGCGUACGUCUCUGGCGCCACCGCCAUCACCCAGGAAACCAGUCCCCAAUAGGACCACGCCACAGAGACCUACUACGCUGCCUGCUACUAAAGAACCACCGCGAGUAGCGACAGCGGUAGGGCCACGAGGCAAGCGGGCGCAGACGCCGCAGCAAGCUGCCAGAUCGCCGCCCGCCCCGCAGCCUGCGCCUGCGCCAGCCCCCCUCAUCCCGCUAACUGCUGCCUCCACGGAACAAGCAGACGCUUUGGCUCACGCCGCAAAAGGUGUCGAAGCCCUUGGUGUAUUGGUGCAAUACUUAGUGUUCCGACUGGAUGCACUAAACGGCAGCUCAUGGCGGGUAGAAGCCGAGCGGUGGCGUGGCGUGGCAGCGGCAGAACGCAGCAGUGCUGCUCGCGCCGACCGCGACAGACAGCAGCGUGCGCAAAAGGACCUCGACACCAUCGCAGAAUGCCUGAGCAAGAUCUCAGAGCUAGAGAUGGAAGUAUCUUCAAAGGAAGAGGCGAACGCUCGUUUACAAGCCACACAUAUAGAAGAGGUCUCGGCCUUGGCCAACGACGUUAAAGGACUGAAGGACACUAUUGAUUCCCUAAAACAUGAGGUAGCAGAGAGUAGGACGAGGCUACAUGCCCACAGUGAGAUUGAGCGUACACUACGUGCCCAGCUCGCUGCAGUGCGAGAAGAUGUCGAUCAGGGGCCGGGCACUCCGUAUGCCUCUGGGGAAACAGGGAAGAAAUAUACCUGUGACGCGGCUUGUGACCCCAUCUGCUGGGAGGCUGAAGAGUGUGAGCUGAGGAUACAGGCUAACGAGGAAUUGAGCAAGGACGCUACUGAAUUAGCCGCAGAGGUUCGGUCUCUACGCUCGGUGGUAGAACUAAAGCAAGCAGAGGUCGCAUCACUGCGGGAUUCUCGCAGUGAGCUAGCAGCAGAGCGCGAACGGCGUGCCGCCGCCGAGCGUGACGCGGGCAGUGCCCGUCAAGCUGCAGAGGAAUUACGCGAGCGUGGCGCUGCCAGGCAGCGAGAAGUCGAUCGCCUUAGAGACGACAAUCGCCGCUUAAGAGAAGUCGCUGCUCGUGAUCGGGACCACGCCGCGCGUCUUCUGGCCCACAACGAAGAGCUCAGAUACAAACUUCGACAGAAGUCACAGGUGGUCUCUCUGCUAGCGGGCGGUGCGUACGUAGAGCGCAGUGGGUCUCGUCCCCACACUUGUUCGUCCGGGGACUCAUCCCCUCCCGCGUCUCCCCCCGCCUCCCCUUCUGGUUCCCCCUCGCCCUUAACGCCUCCGUUGCCCGCUGUCAAAGGAGUUGUGGAGAAACACGACUCUGUCAGUUGGGUGCUGGAGAUAGAGGAGACGCCUGAGGAGAUGGCUUCCAGACUGGCACGCAAAUCAUCUUUUCGUUCGUCGACAUCCAGUGGCGUGAAGCGACGCGGGGAAGGCUCCCCUGCCCCCGCGUCCCCCGCCCCUAACGCGUCUAAACUUUUCCGGCCAGGUGACUUGGACUUCCCUCCCCCGCCCCCGCCACUUAAGGAAGCCGCCGGAGAGGCCAUCUAUAUAUACGACGAAGGUCAUUACUGAACCGUUAUUACCCGGCUCGAAGGACCAUAACCACGGAGAGACUGAUUCGUUUGGAAAGUCUACUUUACUCACGUAUGAUAUGUUUUUGAACCUAACUAAUGUUUAGGUGAACAGUUUGAGGAUUGUGAUCAAUGAAUACUUAAAUACAUAGACCAACGUUGUCUAUUGAAUGUCUGAAGGGAAAUUGAGGGAAAAUUUCUUGCCGGAUUAUCACUGGAUUUAUUGAAAUAUGGAAAUGCUUAAACGUUUUUUUAUCGAACUAUUGGUGAUUUAUGUUCGCCGUCAGAUUGCGAUUGUUUAGUGUUACGGGUUGAUUCCCUAAGCUGGAACUUUAGUUGUGAAAGGCUAUAUUUUAAUGUUUCAAUGCUUUCUCACAUAUAUAUAUUGAUCGGUACGUUUUGAUAUAAAAUCGUCUCAUUGCACCAAUAAGACGUUUUAGUUUCAUUUGGUCUGCAUUUUCUGGGACGUGUAUUUGCAUGCAUAUUAAUAAAACCUUAAGACAAUUAUUGUGAAUCAGUAAGUGAUUUAAGAGUGAUCCAAUAUAGUCCGUAUUCCACCGAUAUUAAUAACGCGCUUUCUAGAAGCAUAUUUUACAAGUUUAAUCGAUAAUUGUCGCGUAUAGAGCUUCGAUCUAAUGAAAGUAAACCUUGUUUGUUUAAUAUUUGGUAAACGCGAGUACUACAAAUAUUGGUAAUAAACGCAUAUUUAUUACAUUAUGUAUUUAACUAGACGAGUGCCUAAUAGCAAUUGUGGUCAAUCUGAGACAUGUAAACUGAACUGAAUUUCAUCAUUGGAGUCGAGACAGAAUACGAAAUUCCACUCGACGUCCGUCCGUCUGGCAGUUUUUCCCGCGCACCACAUUAUUUAUUUAUUUAUUUUCCUUAUUUCCUAUUAUGUGAAACCAGCUGCCCACGAAAGUGUUUCUAAAUCAAUUCGACGUACUUAUAAUAAAUAAUAGGGUCCUUAGAGCGUACCAAUUCUUAAAAGGCCGGCAACGCACUCGCGAGCCCUCUGGCAUUGAGCGGCGGCGGCGGUAUAACUUGACAUCAGAUGAGCCUCCUGCCCGUUUGCCCCCGGUUCUAUAAAAAAAAUGUUAACAAGUCGAGUUAAGUAAAUAACGUAAUAUAUUCGCUAAAGAUAUUUGUUGUUUGAUAUAUGUAGUACUUUAAUAUCGAGUAACUUGCUGAUAUGAAUUAAACAACUACAAUUAAUUCCCAUAUUUAUAAAAUCUCUGUAUCGUACAACUUAUCUGUCCCUCUUUAUCAUAUCGUGAAAACAAUUUAAGAGAAAGAGACACGCGACAAUUAAAAUUCGUUCGAUUAAACUUAUAUUAUCCACAGUAGACGGUAUGACUUUAUUGUCUUAAGGCAUUUAAUCAACCAUUUGUAACAGUUAUAUUAAUUACUAUUAAAUCUUCUCUCGACUCUUUCUUCCAUUAUAUUAAACACUUCUAGUCUUAUUUAUCUUUGCUCUCGUACAUCUCUUCUAUUUAUUGGUGCAAUAUCGUUUAAAAUUGUUAAUGAUGUUAUGUUAAGAUAAUGGAAUAUGCAAUACGCCGUGCUCAUAUAUUGUGGCAAUGUUAUUACGUUUAGGAUUUCGUAUUGUGUGUCCAUUAUUGUAUAUUAUUAUGAUAGUUUAUCUUGGUUGUUGGAAUUGUUUUUAUUUUCAUGUACAAAUAAUGAUUGAGAAAUAGAUGUAAGUAGUUUACGGAUGUGUAGUACUGAUUUUCACAAUGUAGGCUAUAUUUAUUUAAGAUUUUUGAUAAAACAAUGAACCAAAGAGGCAGUCGGUCAGCUUCUCUCUUUGCUUUCGUUUGCAUGUCAUGUGCUUGUCAACUGUCAAGUUUAUUUAUUUUUAAGCUAUGUAUAAAUAGUUUUACCAUUCCAAAUAAUUUCAUGAUUAGGAGAGUAUCUAUUAUGAAGGAUUAAAUAAUAAUAUUACAAUGUGA